AUGGAGAAGAUGUGUGACACGACGGAAGGGCUUCUAUGGGUACCUGCUGUUCUUCGGCACUUUGCCGCUCAUCGCCUCAUCCUUGCCAAGAAUAGCGAAGUGUUCGAUCGAAUGCUCAGUCAACGAUGGAAUGGCGAGAAGAAGGAUCUCGAAAUGGUUGAGGAUGCGCCAUGUCAGAAGGUUUUCCCAGCUUUCCUCCGAUUUCUCUACUGCAAUCAUGUGGUGCUGCAUCAAGACAACUGCCUUCCAAUUCUCAUUCUUGCUGACAAAUAUAAUGUGAUCAGCUUGAAAAAGGUGAGUGUUCUGUGGAGGGUUUCGUCAGAAGCUGCUAUACUGUCAUUAUGUCGCUGCAGUACGUGCUCAUACCUUUCCCAUGAUGGAGAGGCGAUGAGUAAUUUGUGGCUGUCCAGAUAUGAAGCAGUAUAA
Cooperia oncophora is the source of this 426-nucleotide messenger RNA. The record is from the annotation of a GenBank genome assembly. Lineage: Eukaryota; Metazoa; Nematoda; Chromadorea; Rhabditida; Trichostrongylidae.